AUGAAUUUUAAGAAAGAGACUUUAGAAUUACUUGGAUAUGAAAACAUAUAGUGUUCAAUUCCAAAAACAUUACUUGAUAACUUCACUGCUUUUUUUACUGCUUUAUAACAAAAUCCUCUAAAAAAUGAAUCUCAAGAAAGUAUUUAUUUCUAUACAACUGACCUUAGAUUUUGAAAAUGGUUUAAUAUUUAUGUCAGCAAUAAGUUAGAGUAAUACUCCAUAGUUGUCAUCUCAAUAAUUAAGGUCUGUUUAAUCGAAAGGUUCUAAAGGAAAGAUCAGAACUUUUUUUCCUUCAAGUAAUAAUCACCUUAUUAUUUAAAUAGAAUGGCCUGUUCAAAAAGCUAACAUGAGUCCAUUUUCUUUUUCAAAACAUUCUCAUUUUCAAUCUUUGACAAGUCGAUAUUGGUACUAUUUAGACAAUAGUAAUAAUGUUUAAGGUAAGGUUCAAACCUUAUCUAAAAUUUUUAGGUCCAUUUUCUUGUGUUGAAAUGGAUAACUGGUAUCGAAAAAAUCUCCUCAAUCCUGAUUUACUUAUUAGCUAUAAAUCUCAUGAUCUAACUUCGUUUGUGAAAAUCAAAGAUAUCUUAAAGGAUUCAGAAAAUCCAAAAUGCGAUAAAAUUCUGCGUCAACUAUAUAAAAGAGCUACUAGUGCUAAAAGAAUAAGUAUAUAACAACUUUUACAAAUAGUUAAUAAAAAUUCAAGCACUUCCCCAAUAAGUAAGGCAUCAACAGAAUUAUCAUCUAGCAAUAACAAUAGUUGUUAAAAAUCUAGAUAACCAAUUUGGGGAGUAGAUACCGAUUAUUUUUUAGGUUUCUGA
Molecule: messenger RNA, 818 nt
Organism: Paramecium sonneborni
Lineage: Eukaryota; Ciliophora; Oligohymenophorea; Peniculida; Parameciidae
Source: the annotation of a GenBank genome assembly